Durio zibethinus is the source of this 1040-nucleotide messenger RNA. Its product is annotated as transcription factor bHLH53-like. The record is from RefSeq and is a predicted model, not a curated record. Lineage: Eukaryota; Viridiplantae; Streptophyta; Magnoliopsida; Malvales; Malvaceae. Gene Ontology annotation, molecular function: DNA-binding transcription factor activity; protein dimerization activity. Gene Ontology annotation, biological process: regulation of DNA-templated transcription.
CUUUUGGGUCGACAGGCUGAUCAGUUCAAUAAGCAGCAAAAGGAAAUUGACAGUUUUCUUCUCCGAAUUCAAGUAUUUUGCCCAUCUAAUCUUUCUCUCACAUUUUUUCUGCUCUAAAACCUUUACUGGAAACCGUACUAACUUGAUGAAUGGCUUCAUGUUCUCAUAUUAUUCCAGGGUUUUUGACAGCUAGCAUGGUUUUGAGUUCCUACUCCGACUUCGGAACUGAUGUUCAAAAUGUUAACUCGGAGCCAAUCAUUCAAACAAAAGCAGCUCAGGAUCAGCUUGUUGCAGGAGAUCAUCAGCUUGAAUAUUACUGCGAUGCAUUGGAGCUGCCUUAUGAUUUUCUUGAUCCUUAUAUUAACCUGAAUAACAAUUUGCUACACCCUGAAAACUACACUCCUUUACUUCCAUACUUCUCCCCAUAUGACCCUUUAGUUUCCUUCUUUCCAGAAACCAUCCCAUGUGAAAAUUUCGGCUCCUAUCCUUGCCUCAAACGACAAAAACUCACUGAAGAUCACUACUAUUGCUCAGAUUUGGUGCCUGCAGCUUUCUUUGAUGGGGUUGCUGUGAAUUCUUGUCCCGUGCCUGAAGAUCAAAGCAUGCGUCAAAAUAACUUGGAAGGAAAUGUGGGAAAUUACUGUAAGAAGAUUGGUGAAAGAUGCGUGUCAGUGCAAAGCAUUGCAGCGAGAGAAAGGAGAAGGAAGAUUACAGAGAAGACUCAAGAGCUUGGGAAGCUUGUGCCGGGUGGGAAUAAGAUGAACACAGCUGAAAUGCUUCAAUCUGCCUUCAAGUAUAUCAUGUAUUUGCAAGCUCAAGUUGGAAUCCUUCAAGUUAUGGACUCCUUUCUGGAAAAUGAGAAGGGGAGUUGCAAGGAGAUGAUGCAAAUUGUAACAUCUCCAAAGGUACAAGAAAAGCUUUACAUGGAAGACAAGUGCCUGGUUCCAAAGAAUGUUGUUCUGUCGUUGACACCACUUUCUAAACCUCCACUCUCUCAUCAACUCAGUCGGCUGUUAGCACCAUUAGCACCUUCAUCAUGA